Messenger RNA from Mytilinidion resinicola, 1746 nucleotides. RefSeq lists its product as uncharacterized. The annotation marks the transcript as partial. The transcript has a single exon. The record is from RefSeq and is a predicted model, not a curated record. NCBI's taxonomy places the organism in Eukaryota, Fungi, Ascomycota, Dothideomycetes, Mytilinidiales, Mytilinidiaceae.
AUAAGAGAACUCACCGUAGAACAAAGACAAGCUCUAUUAGACUCGCUGCGAUUCUCCGAUAUUGAAAAGCGUCAAAUGACAAUCAAGCAUGCUUAUGAUACGACAUGUGAUUGGAUCUUCGAGUGUCCGGAAUAUAUGAGCUGGUCGGCACUUUCAAAUAACAUGAAAGAAGAUCCUUUUCUCUGGAUCAGGGGAAACUCCGGGAGCGGGAAAUCCACAAUAAUCAAAUUUGCCUUCACGUAUCAUCGCACAAGACAGGGCGACGACUCCAGAAUCGCGUUUUUCUUCGAUGCUCGAGGUACGGAUUUACAGAAGACAGCCAAGGGGGUGUAUCGGUCUUUGCUCUUGCAGAUACUCAAAGGCACCGAAGAAAUCCCACGUGAAAUACAUGCCCUCGAGCAAUCGAUGCGAGGUGGAUUCUCAACGUGGCAGACCUCCGCACUGAAGGAACUUCUCGAAUACUUCAUACCCCGUUCUGGUCGGCCUACGUUUUGUUUUAUCGAUGCGCUUGAUGAGUGCCAGAGAUCCGACAGUCGAGAUGUGAUAACCUUCUUUGCAAGACUUUCAGAGCUGUGUGCGAAGAAGCAGAUUAUCUUCAGAGUGUGCUUCUCCAGCAGAUACGAUCCGAGAAUCCCUACCCAGGACCGCCGAAGGGUGUGCUUAGAGGAGCAAGAAGGCCAUAAUCUGGACAUCCUCAGAUACAUCGAGCACAAGCUUCAGACGAGACCCGGUAUACCUACACAGGCUACCCAACAAGCGCUCAAGCGAAAAGCAUCUGGAGUUUUUCUGUGGGCAAUGCUCGUCGUUGGAACUCUCAACAAGGACCCUGAUUGGGGCCGCAGGUGUUCAUUUCGGGAUCGACUUGACAUGAUACCUGCAGAUCUUCACGAGCUUUACCGUCAUAUCCUCACGCCAAAAAGAGAGAAUGACAGCGAGGACAAGCUACUCCUCUGUCUCCAAUGGAUCCUUUUCGCGAAGAAACCCCAAACACCGAUGGAGCUUUACUUCGCCAUACUCUCGGAUGCCAAUCCGGAAGCUCUGAGGACGAUGAGAGAGAGCGCCCGAAACCAACCUACAGAGGAUUUAGCGGCAAAGUUCCUAUUGGAUGCAUCCAAAGGGCUUGUGGAGAUCACGCACGCACAUGUGCCAGUUGUCCAAUUUAUUCAUGAGUCCUUGCCGAAGUUUCUACAUAGCGACUAUGCCAUCGGCCAGAUAUGGAGGGAGCGUCAAUCUGCCUUUCAAGGCAAUAGUCAUGAUCGCUUGAAGCGCUGCUGUCUUAGAUUCUUGGAAGGUUUAGCCACUCCAGCAUCUGGAACUCUAGACGAAGUUGAGUUUCCAAAUUAUUGCCACCAGAAAGACGGAGGAAAAUGGACACAGUCUCUAUGCUCGAGUAAAGACCACCUUCCACCGUCACUUGAUCCCCUACCAAUAUUUGCAAGAUAUGCAGUAGAGAACAUCUUGUAUCACGCCAAUGAGGCAGAAAGGAACGGCGUCACUCAAGCCCAAUUGUCGCAAUACUUCCCUUUGACCCACUGGAUCCAGCUCGUCAACACACUCUCGGACCAACCGCUGUAUACUCCAAAAGCAAGCCUGCUUUAUAUCCUAGCCGAACAGAACAUGUCCGAACUUAUCGCAGCCCACCCACAUCGCCUUUCCUAUCUCAACCCUGAACAGGAGCUGUAUGGGUCUCCAUUCUUUGUUGCACUAGCUAAGGCGAACAUCGAUACAAUCCGAUCAUUUUUCAGA